Messenger RNA from Closterium sp. Naga37s-1, 1413 nucleotides. NCBI's taxonomy places the organism in Eukaryota, Viridiplantae, Streptophyta, Zygnematophyceae, Desmidiales, Closteriaceae. The record is from the annotation of a GenBank genome assembly.
AUGAAACGCAGCGAGUGGCGCGUGAGGGCGCAUUCGGAAGGAAGCACGCCAGCCGCGGACGGAGCACCCGGAAAUUCCGGAGCGGGGAAGGCGCUCUCAUGGCAGGAUGAGGAGGUGUACCAAAUGUUCUGGAAGCACGGGCAGCACAUGAUUGGCCUGCUGCACGGCUUUCUGGGCACGAUUGACCUGAAGGUCAACCGCCACAGAGUCGUGCAGGCCACCAAGCCAUUCGACGAAUACCCCCCCAACAUCCACCGCGCUCUCGAGAGCCUGAAGGAGCACCGCCUGCGCCAGCCGCCCAAGCCGUUCCAGGCGGGCGGCAACGAUGCUCCCCGCACGCUGAAGAGGAGGUUGCAGGGGCGGUGGCCGCGGCGGUUCAAGGAGAUCUGCUUUUUUCUGAGUGCGGCGGGGGUGCCGUGCCCCCCUGACUGGCAGCGGCAGGUGGAAGCAGCUACUACCGCUGCUCUGGCCGCUGCUGGCCCCCGCCGUCGCAGGGCUGCUAGGUAUGCUGUUGCCGCUGCUGGUGCUGCUGCCGCUGUUCGGUCUCCUGGUCAACCUCUCCGUGGCAGGAAACGGAAGGCAGAGGGUGCAGUGGAGGGUGUGAGGGAGGGUGCGAGGAGGGGCAGGGGAAGGGGGGGUGGGGAAGGAAGGCAGGAGGAGCGGGAACCACUUGGUGAUGGCUUGGCUGAUGACAGAAGGGUUGAUGACAGCGCUGGCAAUGGUGAGAAUGGUGAGGGUGAUGAUGAUGUUGGAGAGGUGGUUGAUGGGGAUGCUUCAGGCAAGGGCUUGAAGAGCUCUGCGGCGUCUCAGAGGGUGGCUGGUGGCAAUGUGUUGCGAAAGGGUUUGAAGAGCUCCACCCACCGCGGCAAGCUGGCGGCGGCAGCUGAUAAGCCUGAGGGCAUGGCAGGGGUUGUGAGAGAGGCUGGUGUUUCGUCCGGUGUUUCUCCUGGUCGUGAGAACAGGGUGGCUGGGAAGGGCAGUCACAGAAGCGAUCAUCGCAGGGAGAAAAAGGCUGCUGACGGGGAGGGGGGGGGAAAGGCCGCUGGGGGCGGGAAGGCCGCUGGUGGCGAUGGGGAGAGGAAAGCCGCUGGGGGCGGGAAGGCCGCUGGUGGCGAUGAGAAGAGGAAGAAGGGGCCUGGUGCGUGGGACUUCUGCAGCACGAAAGCAGGGAGGAGGAGCCGAGCGACUAUGCGCUGCCUGGAACAGGCGACCAGGGAGCGGCUGUGUGAGAUAGGGAAGCAGGCCGAGGAGGCGGAUAGGCGUGUGGUGGAGGCAAAGAGGGCGUUGGUGGAUAAGUACUUGGGUGUUUUGAAGGAGAAGCUUGAACAGGGGGUGGAGGAGGAGAAAAAAAUGCUUGCUGAGGUGGCUGAGAGGGAAGAGGCUAAGCUGGCACGCAUGGCUGGCUUGCUGUGA